CUGGAGUUACACAUGCAUCAAGUUUGAGGAUGUGAUCCACAGAGAUUGUGUCAGUGUUGUCAGUGCUAAACUGACUUCCAAUGAAGGAGACUUCUGGAUUGAUGCUCUCACAGUAAUAAAACAGGAUCCCUUUGAUUAUGAAUCAGAUGAUAUGGUGAACAUGAUUAGACGACAGCCGAGACCUGGAGGUCAAUUACUGAAAGGUAUUGAUGUGACAAAGGUUAACAAUGAUGAUGGCAGUGUCAGCUAUGGUAUAACCCUGGAUCCUCAAGAAUGUGGCCAUGAAUUGCCCCGUUUCAAACUAUUUGGAAUUGAAGAGCAGAACAACAAGUUCCUGAUAGGAUCAGGCGGAGAGAUGACCAAUGAAAGGCUGACUGCUGCUAGUUACCCUGUGGAUGGUUCAGUCACAUUCGGGUUCAUGGGCAAGUCGAUCAGUGUGCCAGUCAGAGCAACAGCACUAGAAAUCGAACAAAUAUUUGGAGACAAUGGAGAAGAUGUGGAUGUUGUACAUAUUGGCAACUGUUCCCACUUUGAGUGGCAUGUAACAUGGGUCUCACGUACAGGAAACCUGCCAGAAAUGACGGCAGAAUCUGUUGGCCUGACGGGCAAUAUCCCAGAUAUGGCAAUAUCAACUAUGAUCCAUGGCUGUACAAAAUUAAAGGAGCUUGGAGGUGACUGGACAUGCGCAGCUGAGGAAGGAGAACAGGUGACAAGUUCAAUCAAUGGCAUACCGGCGGCCUGUGGUGGGAGUUGUACGUUUACCUAUUCCAGUGAUAUCACACCGAUUAUUACUGGUUUAAGUCCACUCCAAGGAUCACAAGUACUUGGCACGGUUCUGACGGUGACAGGCAUAAGGUUCAGUUCAACACCUACAGUGCGGAUUGGUAAUGUCUUGUGUGAAGUAAUUUCUUUCAAAAGCACUGAGAUCCAGUGUAAUGUUCCUAAUGCACCCUCAGGACCUUCCAAUGUUGCUGUCCAUAUUGAUGGGGUUGGAAAUGCUCCCAUAGAUUCAUCAACUCAGUUUACCAUCUUGGAGGGUGUUCAGACUAUAUCUCCAGAACUGGGAAGUCUGGGAGGUGGAACAAUAUUGACGUUGACUGGCUACGGUUUUCAUCCAGAUGCCACUGUGAAAGUGGGAGGAAAUCCUUGUCAGGUGACAUCAAUUGAGUCAGGACAGAUUAUUUGUACCACACCUGGUUCGGACACAGCAGGUGCAAAGGAUGUUGUGGUAUCUAACCUCAACCAGGAUUUGACUUCAGAUACACAGUUCACCUAUGACACAUCCUCUACCUCUCAACUUCUCUCUGCUUCACCAUCCAGUUCCAGUGUUCUUGGCGGUGGUACGUUUACACUCUCCGGUGUUAACUUUGGAACAUCACCAUUAGUUCUGAUUGGUGAUAUCUCAGCAAAUGUAACAGCAUCUACAGACACCUCCAUCACUGGUAUCUUCCCAUCACAGGGAGUUGGAUCCUACCCAAUCAAAGUCAAAGUUGGCAACAAUGGCUAUGCAGUAAGAGGACCUGGUGUGGCAGAUGUUAGCUACACAUUGACUUUGGAUGCUAUUUCACCUGUGGAGGGAUCCCUGUUUGGACGGACUGUCAUCACAGGUGUUGGUCAAGGUUUCGGUACAAAUGCCGACAACCUAACUGUUUUAGUUGGUACAACUCCAUGUGAUGUGUUGGAAGUGACAGACACCCGAUUCGAAUGUCGGAUACGAUACACUGUCAAAAAUCAUACCGUGGACAAUUCCGGACACUCAAGUACCCUAGGGCUUGGAUUUGCAUGGAAUCCUUCUCCUGUCUAUGUUGAGACCGGAGAUUAUGUGGAGAUUUCUUGGUCAGGAAAUACACCAUAUAAUACUUUUAAAAUUCAGCAGAUUGAUGGACCAAAUGGCAACAUAGUAACUGGUGGAUUUAAAAGUGGAGCUGCUGUCAGGACAGGUACCUUCCGUAUCCAGAUGACAGAACCAGGAGAUAUUUAUUACACUAGUAAUGAUAAUGAUGGGAUACAGUUUUAUGGGAAAAUAGAAGUUGCUCCAAAGCAAUCCUAUGAAGUUGAUGUACAAGUCCAUUUAAAUGGCUUUGAGGCUACUUACAACCUACAUUCAGGUAUCCUAAUUCCCUAUCAUUGAGGAGAGUGUGGUGUGGUAGAAUCACCAAUUGCUGGAUGUAGUGCUACAAUAACAUCUGGUGGAAGCUCUGAUAAAUUCAAUUAUGUGUUCAGUGAAUGCCGAGCAGGGGAGGUAACCGACAUAAUAUGCGAUAAAGACAUGGUAACCCUUAGAGGAAGUGGAUGGAGCAGCAUACCAUGUCAGAAUAUGAUCAAUAUUGGUAGUCAUGUCUGUUCAGUUACGAGCGCUAACGCUACUGAAGUCAAGUGUCAGAUUAACACUACAUCACCAACAGAAAUGGAGACUUUUGUGAAUUAUGAAGUGUCAGCCUUUGUAGCCGGUCGUGGAGCCUCCCUGAACAAGGUGACGAAUCCAACAUGUGUCCUACGACCAUUUGUCCGUGACUUCUCACCAUUGUCCGGUUCUUCGCUUGGAGGAGGAACGAUGACCAUCAAUGGUGUUGGACUUACAAAUACCAGAGUUCAAAUUGGGGCUUUCCCCUGUUCGAUUGUCAAUCAGACAUACACACAAAUAAAUUGUACUAUCCCACAAGGCAGUGUUGGACAAGCUCAGGCUGUACAAGUGAUUUCAACUAUACACAAUUCUCAGUACAGCUGUUUGCAAGACUGUGAAUACAUCUACAGCAAUGAACUACGGCUCAUAAGUAUAACACCAACGACUUUAGAUGGGUCAACAAUGACAACAUUUACAGUGCACGGGAACGGCUUUGGUACGGACAGUUCAGUCUUGGCAGUGACAAUUGGGUCAGAGGUCUGUGCUGUGACAGCUGUAAAUGAUAAAGAGAUAACUUGUGAGAGGCAGCAUUUACCACUAGGUGGACACCUUGUCAGUGUUACACAUAACUCAGAAGGAGUUGCUGAACAGGCAGGAAGUGUUACUGUAGAAAGUAUUGGCAUGCUUACAAAUGUGAUUCCUUCAGUUGGAAGUGAAAAAGGCAAUACCAGUAUCACAUUGAAUGGGAAUGGCUUCAUUGAUGGUGACACAUCUGUUACUAUAAAUAGCAUUCCUUGUGUCAUUUCAUCAACAACUUUGUCUUCUGUAAUAUGUUGGACCCCCAGUGGUACUGGUACACAAACAAUAGCUGUUACAGUGAGCAGUUCACUUUAUCCACAGACUCUGGAAUUUGGAUAUGAUUUGAAUAAAACACCAAGAACAACAGGUGUAGAUCCAUUGGCUGUGACGGGGAACACACAAAUAACAAUAACGGGGACUGGCUUUUCAGCAUAUGAUGGAGAGAACUUGGCUCUUAUUGGUAAUGAUCCAUGUCCAGUUUUAACACAAAGUGAUACAGAAAUUGUCUGCACUGCUGGAACACAUUCUGCGGGGACCUUUCCUGUUUCUUUGUUUAGAACAGGAUAUGGAAGAGCUGACGGUGACUUCAGUGUAACAUAUGGAUUUGAAGCCUCUGGAAUUAAUCCAGAUUCAGGAGGUUUACCAGGAGGUCAAGCAGUAUAUGUCACUGGCCAAGGAUUUGAACCUGAGACAACAGUUACAAUUUGCGGAGAACAAGCACGUGUCUUGGAAUUAAGAUCACCAUCUUUACUGAUAGUCGAGACACCUGUGUCCACAGGAGAGGUUGUUUGUGACGUCCUUGUAACGUCUGGUACCCAAGUUAUCACAUUGGCAAGUAGCUACUCCUAUCAAUCGAACCUUGCAGCAGAAAUAACGUCUGUCAUUCCAGCCUUUGGAGGCACAGAUGGAAAUACAUUAGUGACAAUAACAGGAACUGGAUUUAGAUCUGUGCUGGAUGGAGUGACAGUAACAAUGGGAGGUGUGCCGUGUUCUGUCCAAUGGGAGUCAGACACGGAGGUCAGGUGCCUCACUGGGCAAAGACAGGGUUCUGUCAGCACAUUCGUGGAGCUGCGAAAUGCGAAUGGAAUGGCACGGCAGACAAAUGCUAACUUUGAGUAUCUGGAUAUUUGGUCCUCUCCAACGUCAUGGGGUGGUUUACCUCCACCAGUUGAACAGGAUUUUGUCGUCAUUCCAUCUGGCCAAACGAUACUGUUGGACGAAUCAACACCAAUUCUUAAGAUACUUCUAAUUCAGGGAGGAACAGUAAAAUUUGCUGAAAAGGAUAUAGAACUCAACACUGAAAUCAUCUUGAUAACAGACAAUGGUACCCUUCAGGUAGGAACAGAAACACAGCCAUUUCAGCACCAAGCUACCAUCAUUUUACAUGGCAGUAUUUCAGAUUUGGGGAUACCAAUUUAUGGUACAAAGGGAAUCUUUGUACGCAAUGGAAUCCUAGAUAUUCAUGGUAAAAGUUCGCCAAGGCCAUGGACGAAACUUGCCCAAACUGCAGAUAUUGGAAGCGACAAAUUGUAUCUACAGGAGGAUAUUGGUGCAUCUGUUAAUGAUGAUGUUGUUGUGUCAACAACUGGUGGUCGACACUCACAAGCAGAAACAGAGGUCAGAUCAGUUGAUGCAGUGUCUGAUAAUGGAAAAAUCUUGACCCUGAAUAAACCCUUGGAAUACAAGCAUUUGAGUACGAGAGAGUGGUUUGGAGACAUAUCUGUAGAAUAUAGGGGAGAGGUUGGCUUACUGACAAGGAAUGUUGCUGUAAAGGGAUCGGUUAAUAAACAAUUCUCAGAGACAAUAGAAGCUUGUGGAGAUGGCUUUGACACAGGCGAGUUUGCGACUCAGACCUGUUUCCAAGGGCGCUUUGGCGACGAAGUGGGAAGUGAUCAAUUUGGAGGUCAAAUUUUGAUUCAUUCUUCAAAUUCUUUGGGUCGUUUAUCGAACUUUGAAAUCAGUCAUGCUGGACAAGCCUUCCGCCUUGGUCGUUAUCCAGUCCACUUUCACCUGGCAGGAGAUCAGUCAAAUUCUUAUGUGCGUGGACUCUCCAUCCAUCAUACAUUUAAUCGUGCAGUGAAUGUUCAUGCAACUUCUAAUCUAUUGAUUGAAAGUAACAUAAUAUACAAUGUCAUGGGCGGAGCCUUUUUCCUGGAGGAUGGAGUGGAGAUAGCUAAUACUUUUGAAAACAAUGCUGCCAUCUUCGUAAUAGGCAGUUCAAGUCUUUUAAAUGAUGACCUCACCCCUGCUGCUUUCUGGGCCACCAACCCAAAUAAUACAUAUAGACACAAUGUUGCCGCAGGAGGAAGCCACCUUGGUUGGUGGUACAGACUUAAAGAACAUCCUGAAGGACCGUCUGCAGACUUCCCUGUUAUCCCAUGGAAAGUGCCGUUGGGGAUACAUGAGGACAAUGAAGUACACUCUGUUGGAUGGAUUGGAAUUUGGAUAUUUGAGGCAUAUGAUCCACGGGAAAAUGGUAACGAAGAUGGUCUUUCAGUACCUGCAACAUUCAGAAGGUUUUUUUCAUGGAACUGUAACAAGGGUUUUGAGGCUGUCGAUAUAGGAAGUUUGGAAUUAGUGGACUUUAUUUUAUCCAACAUGGAAACAGCAGCUGCUGAAAUAAAGCUUUUAAUCAGUAGUGAUCAGAGUAUUCACAGAGUAUAUAACAACACCUUUAUAGGCAGAAGUACUCUUCUUGAACAAGAGCCGCUGGAGCAGGAUGAGGUAAGGAGUGGAUUGGUAUUAAGUUACAGAGGAAAGCCUUUCGAAGUGAACUCAUCAACAUUUUACAAUUAUGAUGUAGAGGGAUCGGUGGCAAUUUCAUGGUCUACCAUACAAGGAAUUUGUAUAGAGGAUUGCAGUGGUUGGAGCUAUACUUUGUAUGCAACAACCUUCACCGAUUGUGUGAAUCUAAUAGGAUUUGAAUGGGAAUACCAAGCAGCUGUGUAUGACAUCGAUGGAUCACUGACUAAUGUUCCUGGCAGUGUAGUUGUACCUCAGAGUGAUUGUAAUCCAGACAGCUGUGUUCCUGGCUCUGCUGGGCUUUCUGCUGGUAGAAGGAAUGCUGCCGUCUGUCCAGAAGGACUUGAAUUUGGUAACUUUGGUUUUAACAGCUUAUCGCCUGAUUCCCUUUCAAAAAAGAAUGCUGUGCUCACGAAUGACUUCGGUACUUGUUACGUACCUUAUCAUUUGCAUCGGGUUGAUUUUCCACAGGGCUAUAUGGCUUUGUUGCUCUUAAACCAAACAUACCAUUUAAGCUUUGAAGAUGCCUUUCAGGUAUCCAACCUCAGCUAUUCUGCUGGCUUCGACCUCAAGCCGUAUACCUACGUCAUUAUAUGUCAAGUGCUAGAGACCAUGCCAGACAGGUUCUAUUACUAUAUUGGAAGUGAAUGGUGGCCGAGUUCAAGCCACCCGCUGGACCCAAAUGUCAAUUUAGAUGGGGAUUGGUAUUAUGAUGAAACUGAGAAAAAUUUCUGCUACCUUGUGAGCUGGAACAAAAAUCAGAGCAGAAACGUAAAAGACCAACUCUUCAUCAACGCCUUUAAGUGUGCUCUGAAAGAUUGUGAACCAGUGGACCCUAACAGCAUUGCUCCGGUGUGUACUGGAGAAAACCCCACAAUGUGGUCUGAAAUUGAAUGGGGAAAUGUGCAAAGGCAAAAUUGCUAUACUUGGAAUGAGGACGAUUCAACAUGUAUGCCGCCCACUGACAAUGAUAAUGUUCUUGUCCCUGAAGAUGAAUGGUGGGUGCUGGAUACUAGUCCUCCAGUAUUUAACGAGCUUCAUAUCUAUGGAUCAUUGGAAGUUAAGCAAGAAGCUGAGGGAAUUGAGAUCACUGCAACUUACAUAUACAUCUUUAAAGGAAGGUUUAUAAUUGGUUGUGAUAUGGCUAACCCUUUCACGGGAUCAGUCGUUAUCAGCUUAAAAGGUGACAUCAAUACACCAGUAUUUCAAAAUCCUGUUGGACACAGAACACCUACUUUAGGGUCAAAAUUUAUUGCUGUGUUUGGAGCAUUGAUGUUGAAUGGUUUGACCAACAUUAGAACAUGGACAACCAUAACCAGAACUGCCCUCGCUGGUAGUAAAACCAUGUAUUUAGCUGAAGUUGUUGACUGGAACGUAAAUGAUGAGGUCAUCAUCACAGCAACUAGAUUCAAGAUAGAGGAGGCUGAAUAUGCAACAAUAGAAGCGAUACAGAAUUCAGUCAAUGAUCAGGGUGAAAGCUUUUCAAUUCUAACUCUGAAGGAAACACUGAUGUAUGACCACUUGUACACAAAAGAGACAUUUGACAAUGGGCAGUUUUAUAUCAUGGCUGGUGAGGUGGGAAGGAUUACUCGCAACAUUCGAGUGGAAUCAAAACCUUAUGACAAUAUGCAAGCAGAAGCAUAUGGGGGGCAUAUUAUUGUCAGCCAAGUUCAGUAUGAAGACUAUUUGAUACAAGGAUACGCCAGAAUUUCUGGCGUACAGUUUCAACGCCUGGGUAAGCUAGGUUAUACAGAUCCCAAUGACCCACGACAAGCACUUGUGUUUAAGGACACUGGGGAUGCUUCAAAUCCUGAUAAGCCUAGCUUUGUCGUUGGAUGCAGUUUUCAGAACAGUUCUGGCAUGUCCUUGAUGGCUAUAGGCGCUGAUAAUUUGUUCAUCGAACAGAAUGUGUUCUCCUAUAGUGUUGGAUCUUCACUUUGGAUCUCGGCGGACCGUGUCAGAAUAAACUCUAAUUUGAUGCUUGGAUUCCAAUUUCCUGGAACUUAUAAUAACCGAUAUGAGGCUAGUAACAUUAAUGUGGAUGGCCUUUUACAUAUUAACCCAGAAGAAGCCACAAAUAUGUGGCUUUCGGGAAAUUCCAUGUCGUCUUCGGAGAGAGCUUGCAUCUAUGGAGGCGCUGAACCUGUGAUUCCAGGAAGUCCUAUCCCAGCAUGGUCUGAUAAUACCUGUCACUCUUCGUUGAUGGGAAUUAUGCUUUUUCCAAAUACGGUUUCAAACUGGGAAUAUGGAAAAUACCAGUUCUCCAACUUUUUUCUAUACAAGAUCUAUCUUUAUGGAAUGUACAUUAACACACAUACUAUAAGUAUCAAACUUUCUAACAAUACGUUAGUGGAUGACAGAUUCGGUAUAUUCACAUUUUUGAUUGGUCCACCAUCUGUUGAACACAUGUUUGAUUAUGAUCAAAGCGCGGAAAUAGAAGAUUCACUGUUCGUUGGGUACUCUUUGGGUGAUACUGAUUGUACAAACAACCUGGUUGACACUUCCGCAGGCUAUUACAGAGUUUCUGUGGAGGGUACUGCACCUGGAUUUAGUGCCAGGCCACACGAUUACUUUGGUAUAUCAUUGCCAAUUUGUACAAGUGGAACAAAUAAUUCUCCUGACAAACCUUUAAAUAAGAUUAUGAACUACAAUUCCAUCGGCUGUAAUUUAACAAUGAAAGGGAACACAUUUGCCAAUUAUAACUCUGAUAAAUGCGAAGGAUAUAGGGCAGUAGCUAUAACCACAGCUCCGAGCAACGAUGAUUUUGCCCACCCAUUGAAAGCUUCUUCAACAAAGUGGUAUAAUACAGAUUUGGAUUCUAAAACAGGAUUUAAAAUCCCAUCCAUUACGAUGAUUAAUCCCACAGACUGUGUUGAUAUGGACUGUGACGGCUAUAGAAGCCCUUCCAUAAAGGAUAUGGAUGGCUCGUUUACUGAAACUGGUGUCAGAUCAGAUAUUUUUGGAUUCAUGGAAUUUGAAUUUGAUGGUGACCCACGUCGUGGAAUAGGAAAUUACAGAAUUCCUAAAUCCAUGUUGACAAGCCCAGAUGGUGAAAGAAUCCAAUAUGAAGAAUUGUACCAAGGUUUAGGCAUUCUUCGUGAUGAAAGCUGCGUGAAAAAUGAUGUGUCACGUUUUUGGCAAUGUUCUGGAUAUGACCUCCAACUUGUAGUAGCAGAGAGCAUGGAUGACGAUACAGAGACUCGGAGAUUAUCCCCUGUGGCAAUAAAUAAUGCUGGUCGUGGUGAUGAUGGGAAGUAUCUCCAGUUGGUAAAUGGUCCACAGGAUCAUGGAUGGUGUUUAGGAUACACCUGCAUGAAACGUCUGUCCACCUUUUCAUUUCUAAUCGCUGAUGAAACAAGUGCUGUAAUUUAUUUCUCAUCGACUUCGCCCAAAGAGCUUCGCUUCCAUAUGCCCAUGUCACACCCCAGCAGCACAAUCGUGAUUGGAGUGUAUUACACUUUCACUAAUAGUCUAGAUGUGUAUGUCGAUGGGAAUCUUGUAAAUCCCAAAAAUAGUAAGAUGGAAAAUGGUGAGAAUGUCCUUCAGCAUCCUUCGUCAAAGCCUGAUGGCUACUUUAUGCCCAAUUUGACAGAUGCCUGUGGUACCAAUUUCUUGAAUAGAUCUACUAAUCUGCUUUACUUAAUUCUGCAAGGAGGAAAGAUUGUUGAUAUUAAGACAAAGGAUGCCAUCACCCUUUCUUUAGAUGUUUUUGUAGAAUUGACUGAAGCUGAGUUUUUUGGAGAAAAUAUUGUGAGAAAUUUAGCAGCUUUUCUGCUUGUUCCCCAAUCAAAAGUACGUAUUCUAGAUAUACAAAGGUCAGAUCAAGGAUCCGCUCGAAGGAAGCGGUCUACUGGUAUAACCACCUAUUAUGUUGAAAUUUCUGAUUCGUCUUGUGCUACUGCCAGCUGUACAGGAGAAACUAGGACCUUGACAUACACCGACUUGGAAACUGUCGCAAGUGACGUCCUGAAUGCAUUUCAGAAUGGCAUCAUAUCCUCACUUUUGAACGUCACCGUCAAUGGAAUGAGCAUUGCUGAAGUUAUUCCACCAGUAAAUGACGCUAGCUGGCAGACAUUUGUUGAAAUGUCAACUUCAGAGCGUAUUGUCCAGGUGAUAGACUCCUUCAGUUUCUUCAGCACUAUCGUGUCAGGAGCCGAAGGAAGUGCCUUUACCCAGCAACCCAAACUACAUUUCAUGGACAUUGCAGGUGUUCAUGUGUCUUCAUUGGGUGUGGCUGCUGUUCCAUGGAGGGUGGAGGCUGUUCUGAGGUCUGGGUCUGGAUCAAACAUUUUGACAACCUUGGCAGGAAAUACCACCGUAGAGUUUGUCAAUGGGUGGGCAAACUUCACUGACCUUUCACUGAGCCAUAGUGGAUCUGGUUUCAUCAUUGACUUCAAUAUUAUAUUUCCGGAGUCCAACUUCACCUUGGAAUCUGAUCCUCUGAUGGUGACCUUACGACCUUUCAAGGUUGACCUGGCUUAUAGCGCUGGUGAUGUUUACACAAACAACCUACAUGAGUUGAGGUUCAAGGUCGUAGACACCAGUACCAACACCAAAGUUGAUAACUUGGUGUGGAAUGGUGGAGUUUGGUCAGCAAUGGUAACUGCCUCCACUACAAGCGGUUACCAAGGAGCUCUCGUUGGUACAACAUCAGCAAACUUCAACCCUGGAACAGGUGAGGUGACCUUUAAUGACCUUGCCUUUGACACUGCGGGUGUCCAAGUCUUGACCAUCACAGUCACAUCGACAACAGGCUACUCCCUCACCAUGGAACAUGACGUCAUAAUCCGAAGUUCUGCUCUGCAGUCUCUGGUGCCGGAUGUCUCGCAGGUGUUGUCUGUUAAGUAUGACAUUGAUUUCAAUACGUAUGGCAAUCUGGACUUUGCUGCUGGAGUAUUCUUGAAUCCAAAGAUGGCACUGCAUCCAAAUAUCCUCUUCUCGAACUUGGCUGUUUCUGAAGGGAGUGUGGUUAUCUCGGUGUCCGUUUCUGGUAACACGACCACUGUUAGUGAUAUAUAUACCAGUGUAUGCAGCGACAUUUCCACAGGAUCUACUUUCACCUACAACGGUACAACCUUCGCCUUGUCCUCCACCAUGACGGUCGAUGGUCAACAAUACUACGGAGUGAAUUGUGAGGAAGAGUCACAGGUGGCAGAGGAAUCUUCAAAAAUUGGUCUUAUUAUUGGAUUGGUCAUCGGUCUUUUAGCUGUACUGAUACUGAUUGGCGUCAUCAUCGUUUGGAAAGUCAAAAUUCUUCCCAAGACAAAAACACACAAAUUGACCACGAAAGAGGAUGAGGUAAGGUACUUUGGAACAGUGUCCCCUGUUGAGGAUAUCUUGUGGAGGGAGCAGUCAUUCAUGAGUAUCCGAGAGAAAGGACUGCCAGACAAACCUAUGCCAGGUUUGAGCACACACAUCGGAGGCCGCACCACACCAAUGUUUUGAACAUCCGAGUAACAAAAAAAAAAAUCUCAAGAAGAUGCGGGGAUUUCUUAUUGUGAAUUUACCAGCAGUGACAAUUUAGUGAUGUCACACCAAAUAUAACUAUUUUUCAAUUUUUUUUCUCUUAAUUAAAAUAUUUGCAGGUGUUGUAGGUGGAUAACAGACCAAACUUUACACCUAUGUACAAAAUCAAUUUAAAAAAAAAAGAAAAUUGAUUAUUAGAAGUGAAUAUAAUUAAUUAGGGCCGACAAAAAUGUAUAGGAUAAUUCGAACUGUUUGGCCAUUUUUUCAAAGAUAGAAAAAUAAGCUUUUUUAUGACACUCUGGAGAGAUGAUAAGUUGACAAGUCCUAGGACUGUUUGUUUUGCUGUGUACAAUAUUUAUAGAGAAAUAUGCUAGGUUUUGCUUGUAAUAUGUAUUUAAAAAUGAUUGGCAAACAGCUGGAGCAAAAACAUGAGAACUUUGAAAAAGAUUUGUUUUUUUCUUUGUUUUAAUAUAUUUGAUUUCUUAAUGACUGCUUUGAGUUAAACUGUUUGUUCAAACUACUCAUUAAAUAUGUAGAGAGCCUGUUUUAAUAUUCAGUUCAACUUGAACUAAACAGACAACGUCUGUUGUUUUUGUAAUUAGUAAAUGACGGUUGAACUUACCUAAUAUAUAUAAUUUACCCUGUACCUGUUUUGUUUGACAUUUUUGUUUUUUUGUUUAUAUUAUUCACCGACAAAAUUCCUUAAAGGGAAAGCUUUGUGUUAAGUCUGGAGACGGGAUAUGCACUAAUAACAUCGCCUUUUUUUUCAAAUUAAAAUAAAAUCUUUAAUGAUAUUAACAAAUUAUCUGUAGCAGUAAUUUAUGCCACUUUUGACAACAACAAUUAUUGUUUGAUUAAAUAAAUAAAAAUAUUGAUUAAGAAUUGUUUGGAAUAAGCUUGAUCUUUAUAUUUUUGUACUAAAUGCGUGUUUUGAAUUAUGUAGCUGUGAUAUUUUUACAUAUUUAGAUUUAUUUUCUCGUAAGAUAAGAACUCCCCAUUCUCUCUACCAAUGUGAUAGUGAUUUGUUUAAAAACUUCAGUGAUGUGUGAUUUUACUUAUAUUUCGUAAUUUUUAUGAAAUUGAAAAUUUAUUUAAUCAUUGAAUGUAUGCUGUACAAUCUUUAUCAAAGAAAUUUCCUCCCAAGUAUUUAUGGUCCAAUCUGAGCUAAACAGGUGAUAUUUGAUCAAUGUCAUUGUUUGGUUAUGAUGGUUGGUUUUGUAAAUUUAUAAAUAUUUUGGUACUUUAGAUUAUUCAUCAGAUAUUUGAUAAACAUUAAAACUAUGAAGAUUCAAGUUAAAAAACA
Ylistrum balloti is the source of this 12434-nucleotide messenger RNA. Its product is annotated as fibrocystin-L-like. The transcript has 44 exons. The record is from RefSeq and is a predicted model, not a curated record. The annotation marks the transcript as partial. NCBI's taxonomy places the organism in Eukaryota, Metazoa, Mollusca, Bivalvia, Pectinida, Pectinidae.